UUGGUGCCCGUUUGUAACGCAAACUUGGUGAUUCUUUCCUUGUUGAGACGGGCUUAAACCUCUCACAACUACGUUUGGUUAUAAAGGUUAACUGUUUGUCAACAUUGGUGCGAAUUAGUCACUGAAAGAGUGAGGGGUACUCUCCCGUAAAAUGGGAAUAUAUUGUCGAAACUGAUGUGAACUUAGCGCAUAUUACCAAAGACAUCAUAGAGAGUGGACGGAAUUUGUUCUAAAUGAAAUCUGCUUAUUGUGCAAGUUCUGAUAAUAGAUUUGCAAUUCAGUUCAAUAGAACAUAAUUAGUUCAUUAGAUAUUAUAGUACUUUGGUAAGAUAAAACUAUUAUUUUGUAAAAUUUGGAAACAGUUUGAAUGGGAAACGCCUGUUUGGAAUAUUCGCUGUUUAUGCGUGGUCAACACCCGUCCAUCUGCGAAGGCUACGUGGCAGACGACAAUUACAAGACAGACGACAGUGUUGUUACAGACGACAACUACACCACCACUAAGACUUUGAGAAGGUUGCAGAAGAAAUAGCACAUCUUGCAAGAAGUCAUGAUGUUCACAGACGAAUUUGGAUUUGAUCGGCAAUGUUCGUAUCUUGCCGAUUUCACAUCGUCUUCAGUCGACUAUUUACGAACAGCGGCGGAGACAUACGAGAAAGUAUGUUGUCCGACGGAAAUUUCCGAACAAAUAGUCCCUGACGACCAAGAUGAUCUUAAUGAGCUUGAAUCAUCACUCUACCUUUUUGCCAACCAAAACAAAAAAUCUGACGAUAAGAACAAGCCAGAAACACAGACAACAGUUCGAAUGUCGCCCGAACUUCGUCGAGAAGAAAACAUUCGACCCAAUUCGCCCGCUGUCAGUGAUAUCUCUGAAUAUGAAGGAUAUCAGAAUUCGGCAAUUCUUGACGACAUUAUGGAAUGCAUACAAACGGUGGACACUGGAGAUAAAAUUGAAAACACGAGCUCAAAUGGUUCAUCACAGGGGAAAAAGACGAAGGAGUAUGAACGUUUGAUGCAGGACGCGGCAGCGCUGCUCUCAGGGAGUGGUCAGAUUCAGCUGUGGCAGUUUAUCCUUGAGUUACUCACUACGGACGCUGGAAGUGGAUGCGCUCGCUGGGAAGGGCCUCUCGGGGAGUUCCGCAUCACCGAUCCCGACCAAGUCGCCAAUAAAUGGGGCCUCCGUAAAAACAAACCAAACAUGAAUUAUGAUAAACUCAGUAGGGCGCUGAGAUAUUACUAUGACAAGAAUAUUUUGACAAAAGUUCAGGGAAAACGAUAUACGUAUCGCUUUGACUUUCGUGCCAUAGUGCGUUCCAGCAGAUCUCUGUCAAGUCUCGCGGGGAACGCCGUGAUCUCAAAAGUUGACGUGAUUCAGCAUCCACCAAGCUCAUCUAAACAGUGCCACAAGCCCCGCAGCCGGUCUGGGGGCAAAUCCACACCUUCGGACAAACACCUGUAUACAGCCAUGGUCCAAACUCAACCUAAUACCAUCUUUGAUAGCAAAUACAAUUCAUACGAACCAAAAUUCACAUCAACAUCAGACGUUAUUUAUCCACCAAACGAUUGCCAUUACGAGGCUCAAAAUGGAAAUACAAUGGGAUGGGUUCCGUAUUAUGAGAAUUACAACAACUACUUUAUCGACGUGCCGGAGACAAGACAAAUGUACACAUUCCAAUAACAAAGCUCCUUGUUUCUAAUGCGUCGCAAAACAAAGCGAGGACACAUAAAACUGUUUCAUACUUUAAUACUAUGUUCAUAUUCAUGUCGUUUCAUAUGAAACAAUAUACAUGAGGGACAGUAUAUGGGAUUGGUGCCAGUAGAUGGGAUCGGCGCCAGUAGAUUAAGAGAAAUGUAAAAAAGUACUGUAAAAAGUCACUUUUAGGCAUGUUUCCUUUUUGCAUGAAGUAAAUAAAACUAUCAAUCACCACUGCAUAUCAAUAUGCGAUAUGUUUUAUGAUACAUGUAAAUCUAAUUGCAAGUAUGAUUUGGUUUGAAAACACAAUCUGAAAUGUUUUAGUGCUCAAGCAUCAUGCUAUUGUAAUUGUUGUUUAAUGUGUUUUUCCAUGCAAUGUAUAUGGUCGAAUCAUUAUAACGCAUUUUGAACAAUGUGUUUAUAGUUAUAAAUGUGAAAAAUAA
Mya arenaria is the source of this 2133-nucleotide messenger RNA. RefSeq names its product ETS-related transcription factor Elf-1-like. Gene Ontology annotation, biological process: cell differentiation; regulation of transcription by RNA polymerase II. Bases 548 to 1675 code for a protein of 375 amino acids. The record is from RefSeq and is a predicted model, not a curated record. Lineage: Eukaryota; Metazoa; Mollusca; Bivalvia; Myida; Myidae. Gene Ontology annotation, molecular function: sequence-specific DNA binding; DNA-binding transcription factor activity, RNA polymerase II-specific. The transcript is spliced from 4 exons. Gene Ontology annotation, cellular component: nucleus.